UGAUUUCGAGCAGUGUGGUUUUAGUUAUCAUUCUGCAGAAUUAAUAAUAGAUAAUGAACUUGCAGUGUGUCCUCCUGAUGGUGAACGAUCAAGACAAGCUACACUCGAUCAUGAGUCUGUUUCUCAG
Messenger RNA from Racocetra persica, 127 nucleotides. Lineage: Eukaryota; Fungi; Glomeromycota; Glomeromycetes; Diversisporales; Gigasporaceae. The record is from the annotation of a GenBank genome assembly.